This is a messenger RNA of Penicillium argentinense, 1161 nucleotides long. RefSeq lists its product as uncharacterized. The transcript has 3 exons. NCBI's taxonomy places the organism in Eukaryota, Fungi, Ascomycota, Eurotiomycetes, Eurotiales, Aspergillaceae. The record is from RefSeq and is a predicted model, not a curated record. The coding region runs from base 1 to 1161 and encodes 386 amino acids.
AUGUCUAAGCAAAGCGAACAAUAUGCUGAUAUCAUGGGCCGCGAUAGCUCUUUCGGGACCUACGUGUUCAAGCCUCAGCCUUUCACGAGACUCCGCCUGGGAUCAGUUGGCUAUUUUGACCGGACAGCCGAAUGGCAAGAAAUAACCAACCUUUUCGAGCCCGGUCUUGCAGAGAAAGACGGAUUUAAGCCUUUCAUCGGAAACCUGAGCCUACGGGAGGUGACAGAAUCUAAAUGGCAAGCCACAUCUGGAGAAACGGAGACUGGACGUAGUUCCCGUAUCUCCACCGAAGCCUCCGGCGCUAUGGCAGCCGCCCCAGUCGAAGCAUCACUCCAAGUCAAGGCUAAGAAAUCCAAGACUGGAAGUGCCUCCCUCAUUACUUCUUCUACUGUACGGAAUCAUAGAUUCGAUCGAAACUUCAAGGGCCCGAUGAUGGACUGGGUUGAGAGCAACGCGCAAGAUAUCCUAGCAAGCUGUCAUGACAUCAAAAGCCAAGGGCUGUGGAUUGUCAUGAGUGCAUGGGUCACUGAUGAGGCUGCAGUGAAAAUGAGUAGCGGCGAAAAUCAAGACGUCGACGUGUCAAUGGAUUUGGGGGCUACAGGGAUAGGGAAGCUGGGCACAUCUGUGGGAGUUUUUGACAAACUUCAGCGUGAGGGCUGGUGGACCUACGAUAAGGAUGAGAAAACUCAGGGCUAUGUUGUCUCUUUUGCGGGUGUGCAAUUCUCCGCUCGCAGGCUCUCUAAAUUCUUCAGGAGUGUGCCACUAGAAGUAGCAAAUGAAACGAUCAGUCUGCCAGUGCCUCGACCCCCUGCCGAACAGGAUGAGAGCAACAAACCUGAUGGAUCUGACUCUCCGGUCGAGGAAGAUCCUAUCGACGAGUCAGCAUAUAAUGAAGAUGAGGAUAGAAUGGAAGCCUUUGGGUUGAGCGAUGAUGAAAAUGACGCAGGUGUGAACUUCAAGAAAGAGAAGGCCGAGCGUCAAGAUGAAAUAGUCUCAAAACUGAAACAGCUUUGGACUAAUGGAACUGCUGAGCAGAUACGGGUUGAGCUCUCAGCAAUAUUCCAAGACAGUCCCAAUGAUCUGAAAUCCCUGCUUGAUGGGAGACCGGAGCUGAUGAACGUGCUUUAUGAGCUCAGAAUGCGGUGGAAGGAGAAUUCUUAA